AUGGCUUCCAAGUCGAUCCUCAGUCUUUCCAACGAGAUAUUUUUGAGCAUUUUCGGGUACUUUUGUCUGCACUGCCAACAUGAAUACAACCAAUCCUGGGAUGAUCGGCCAUUUCGCUCUCAUGACUCUUCACGGGGAAAACAACAACCCGAUGCCAAGUCCUGGUACUCUAUCGAUAGGCAUACGCUGUUCUCACUAUCCUUGACCUCCAAACGGUUCCGCGAUCUUGCGCAGCCCAUUAUGUACCAUGAAUUUGUCUUGGGAUAUGGUGAUUCGUGGCUCUCAGAAUCAUACACCUGGGAAGGCCGGCUUGUGUCGUUUAUUCGCACCCUGUCUCGGCGGUCGGAUCUUGCUCAUCGUGUCAAGGUCAUGUAUAUCCAUACAUCUCUGUUUGGACGCAAUACGGACGAAAGUCGGACAGCCAAUCGAGUUGUCAUUCUAGAGGCGGCACACGCUCUUGGAAUAGACCUUCCAGAGGCCUGGAGACAACGCAUGUCCAGGGUGACGGAUGCCGAGAGUUACGACUGGCCAGAAGUCUACCAAGUCUUCUUAGGCUGCUAUCUUGACGACAAAUGUGAGUUAACUGAGAGACAGAAGCGGCACCUUCACCGGGCAAUGACCGACGGCUCAUUUCCUGGUUGGCGCUGGAUGAAUGCGGAGCUAGUGGCGAUACUGAUUGCCCAAACUCCGCAUCUCGAGUAUCUUAGCCUCCAGGGGGACAACCGGUGGCCAUCAUGUGGGCUUGCCAAGUCUUCUCUCUCGGCUCUGAGGGUUUCCAACUUGCCUCUGAAAACGCUUGACCUCGGCAUUGGUGGGUACCCUAUCAUCGAGUUGGCCCCGGGCCUGGAGACGCUGAACCUGCACCAAUAUACGUUGCAUUUCGGACAUUCAAUUCCCAACAUGCCAAGCCUGAGAACCUUGAGGGUGACAGAUGCCUUGAUGUUAGCUGUAACGCUGCAGAAGCUUUUGGAUGCUUGUACCGGGGGCUUGGUGGCUUUCGAAUACGAGGCUGCCAAGGACGAAACGCAAGGUCUUCGGGGCGGCCAUUUUCAGCCAUCAGACGCCAUCGAGUUUCUCGACAAACACAAAAACACUUUGCAGGUGCUGCAUCUUGACCUCAGCAAACGAGACGUCCAGAUGAGAAAGAUCCCCCCGGAAUUGAGCCUCAAAGAAUUCCCGGCGCUGAAACACGUCUUUAUCAACUCGAUACCGUUAUUCGGCUUUGUUCAAAAGCGUGAGCAGAACGUCGACUCUCGGGUCCUAAUCCAACUUCUUCCUCCUUCAAUUGCUUCUCUUACUAUCGAGAAGAACCACUAUCGCAACUUUGUCAAGGAAGCGCUGUUUGACUUGGCAGUCUGGAAAAGUCAAAACCCAGGCGAGUUUCCUAAUCUUACCUGGGUUGCCUGUCGGCCGAAAAUCAAGUCUUCCACUUUGGCGUCGCUGUUCCAAGCCGUGGGUGUCAACUUCAACGCCAAGGUCCGGUCUCUAAGUAAAAUCAAGCCCUAUCUGAACGGCCCAAAUGCCGAUUCAAUUCUUGUUUUCCCAAACUGGGACUCGGACGAUGAUCUUUGA
Messenger RNA from Fusarium falciforme, 1572 nucleotides. Its product is annotated as F-box domain-containing protein. Bases 1 to 1572 code for a protein of 523 amino acids. The record is from RefSeq and is a predicted model, not a curated record. The transcript has a single exon. Lineage: Eukaryota; Fungi; Ascomycota; Sordariomycetes; Hypocreales; Nectriaceae.